Molecule: messenger RNA, 1580 nt
Organism: Vitis riparia (riverbank grape)
Lineage: Eukaryota; Viridiplantae; Streptophyta; Magnoliopsida; Vitales; Vitaceae
Product: receptor-like serine/threonine-protein kinase SD1-8
Exons: 2
Coding region: 403-1371 (322 amino acids)
Biological process (GO): recognition of pollen
Source: RefSeq, a predicted model, not a curated record
AUUCAUAAAUGUGGUGUGGAGAUAGUACAAAUGCAACUCUGUCUAAAGCUUUUGUCAUUUGCUCCACUCGUUCCUUCAUGGUAUGCCUCGUUAGUUUGUGUUGUAGAAUUGCUGUGUCUCAUCCACCAGCGCUGAGCGUCGGUAACACGGAAGUCAUCACUUUAUCAUGCAGUCACAUAUGCAUCCUGUAAAGAUGUUUCUUCAGUACUUGCUUCUAUUCCUUAUGCUCCCACUUUGCAGCUCCACUGACACCAUAACUCCCAACCAACCCUUCAGAGAUGGUGACCUUCUAGUCUCUAAACAGUCCAGGUUGGCUCUUGGCUUCUUAAGUCCUCGGAAUUCUACACUCAUGUGUGAUCCACAAACGUUUCAAUCUCAUCAGUCAACGCUACUGUGGCUCAGAUGUUAGAUACCGGAAACCUAGUCUUCAUCCAAAACGAUGACAAGAGGGUUGUUUGGCAAGGCUUCGAUCACCCGACAGACACCAUGCUUCCCCACAUGAAGCUAGGACUUGACCGGAGAACCGGGUUGAAUCGGUUCUUAACAUCUUGGAAGUCACCGGAAGACCCGGGAACCGGUGAAUACUCGUUUAAGUUGGAUGUGAGUGGAUCUCCUCAACUGUUCUUGUCUAUGGGUUCCGAGUGGAUUUGGCGAACGGGCCCCUGGAACGGUCUUGGAUUCGUGGGUGUGCCGGAGAUGUUAACUACCUUCAUAUUCGACAUCCGGUUUUGGAACACUGUGGAUGAGGUCUCGAUGGAAUUCACCCUCGUGAAUUCUUCUACUUUCUCAAGCAUUAAGUUGGGCAGUGAUGGACUCUACCAGCGCUACACGUUGGACGAACGAAACCACCAAUUGGUAGCGAUCUGGUCGGCGGCGAGGGACCCCUGCGACAACUACGGUCGGUGUGGGCUCAACAGCAACUGCGACGUCUACACAGGAGCUGGCUUUGAGUGCACAUGCCUUGCGGGAUUCGAGCCCAAGUCGCAACGUGACUGGUCCUUGAGAGACGGGUCGGGUGGGUGUGUGAGGAUCCAAGGCACGAAUACCUGUAGGAGUGGGGAAGGGUUCAUAAAAAUAGCAGGUGUGAAGCCACCAGAUGCAUCGACGGCACGUGUUAACGAGAGUUUGAACUUGGAAGGCUGUAAAAAGGAGUGCUUGAAUGACUGUAACUGCCGUGCAUACGCUAGCGCUGAUGUGAGCACAGGAGGAAGUGGGUGCUUGUCUUGGUACGGGGAUUUAAUGGACAUAAGAACCUUAGCCCAAGGGGGCCAAGAUUUAUUUGUUCGCGUGGAUGCUAUUAUUUUAGAUGAAACAAAAAAAUCAAUGUUGGCAUGGAAUAAGCGCUUUGAAAUCAUUAUUGGAAUUGCUUAAGGGACCUUAUAUCUUCAUCAAGACUCAAGAUUAAGAAUCAUACAUAGACCUAAAAGCAAGCAAUAUUCUAUUAGACAUUGAUAUGAUCCCAAAAAUUUCAGAUUUUGAUAUGGCUAGAUUAUUUGGCAAGAAUCAAAUUAAAGGAAGCACAAAUCGGGUUGUUGGAACAUAGUGAGUAUUAUAUAUAAGGUAGUAAUAAGGAACACAUG